This is a messenger RNA of Limulus polyphemus (Atlantic horseshoe crab), 507 nucleotides long. RefSeq lists its product as uncharacterized. The record is from RefSeq and is a predicted model, not a curated record. The transcript has a single exon. Lineage: Eukaryota; Metazoa; Arthropoda; Merostomata; Xiphosura; Limulidae. The coding region runs from base 1 to 507 and encodes 168 amino acids.
AUGUUCUUUAGUGCCACCAACACUGUCUAUUGUCCUCUAAACUCAGGAACUGCCUCGCUGCUUUCAGCAGACGGCACCAGAAUAAUUAAGGAAAAAAAUGGCAUAAAUGCAAGAUGGACAGAGCACUUCAACCAACUCCUCAACCGACUAUGCACAGUUGAUCAAACUUCAGUGCAUUAUAUUCUUCAGAGACCGGUCUGUGAAGAUCUCGACUUACCCACAAGCGAGGAAGAAGUUAUAAAAGCCAUCAAGCAGACUGCUUGUGGUAGAGCACUUGACAAGGAUGGAAUUCCUGCAAAGCUGUACAAGUCACUUGGCACAGUGUCAUUUGAGGCCUUCCAUGAUGUUCUGACCAGUAUCUGGGAAGAGGAGGAAUUGCCAACUGACUUAGGAGAUGCCACCAGCGUUGCACUAUAUAAAGGCAAAGGUGCAAAUGCCUACUGCAGCAACUACAGAGGAAUCUCGCUACAUUCCAUCGCUGGAAAAUUUAUCGCUCGCAUCUCUUAA